Molecule: messenger RNA, 2598 nt
Organism: Scomber scombrus (Atlantic mackerel)
Lineage: Eukaryota; Metazoa; Chordata; Actinopteri; Scombriformes; Scombridae
Gene: bpnt1
Product: bisphosphate nucleotidase 1
Exons: 9
Coding region: 85-1014 (309 amino acids)
Biological process (GO): phosphatidylinositol phosphate biosynthetic process
Molecular function (GO): 3'(2'),5'-bisphosphate nucleotidase activity
Source: RefSeq, a predicted model, not a curated record
CACUUCCUACAGCUCCCACACUCAACUCGUCUCGUUCAACCUGUGAAAACUGUCCAUUGGCUACCUCCUAGUGUUAGCACCACAAUGUCUGGGAAUCCUGCUGUGGUUAUGCGCCUGGUGGCGUCUGCCUACACUGUGGCUGAAAAAGCUGGAGCUAUUGUGAGGAGGGUCCUUCACAGUGGAGAACUUGGCAUUGUGGAAAAGACUGGUGCUAAUGAUCUGCAGACACUGGCAGACAGACUAGCACAGCAGAGCAUUUGUGCUUCACUGUCCAAACGCUUCCCUAAAAUCACUAUCAUUGGUGAAGAGGAGCUUCCAGCUGAAGAGGUGACUGAAGACCUCAUUGAAAAUGGCCAGGCAGAGGAAAUCCUUCAGAAGAGCUGUCCAGCAGAGUAUAGCGGGCUGAAAGAGGAGGAGCUAGUUGUGUGGGUGGAUCCUCUCGAUGGCACAAAGGAGUAUACUGAAGGGCUCCUGGAUAACGUGACGGUGCUCAUCGGUGUUGCAUACGGAGGCAAAUCUAUCGCAGGCAUCAUCAACCAGCCUUUCUACAACUACCAGCUUGGAGCAGGGGCAUCGUUAGGAAGAACCAUAUGGGGAAUGCCGGGAUUGGGAGCCUUUGGAUUUCAGCUGCAGGAAGUUCCAGGUGACACACGCAUCGUCACCACCACCCGUUCCCAUAGCAACAAUGUGGUAACAGACUGCGUAGCUGCCAUGGAACCCCAUGAAGUUGUGAAAGUGGGUGGUGCAGGGAACAAGGUAAUCCAGCUUGUUGAGGGUAGAGCUUCUGCUUAUGUCUUCGCCAGUCCAGGAUGCAAGAAGUGGGACACUUGUGCUGCUGAAGCAAUUCUACAUGCUGUCGGAGGUAAACUGACUGACAUGCGUGGAAAUCCAUACCGCUACGAUGCUAAUGUAAAGCACAUGAACUCUGCUGGGGUUCUUGCUACACUACGCAACCACGAGUACUAUGUCAGCAGAGUACCACAGUCAGUACUGCAAGCCCUGAAGUCAGAUUAAGGGCUGUCUCGAUCAAGAGUCACACUAAUGUCCCUCUGUGGAGCAAAAAAAAAAAUCAACAUUACGCUGUAAAUCAACACAGUGCAAACAUGCAGCACACUUCUUUAUGUCAGGAACUGUCAUAAAUUGUAAUAUAUACCCCUGUAAAUCAACAUAAUCUCAAAGGAACGUAAGUCUACAAGACUGAACAUGAACAUGACUGAACAUGGUAUGUGUGUCAUUCAGCAUCACUUAAUCAGGCUCAACAGCACUCCAUUUAUUUCACUCGUUUGAAACAAACUUGUACAAAUCUCAAAACAUUUGAACAUACCGUUUCCAACUUGAAGACCGAUAGAUUUACAAGGCAAAAGGCAAGAUUUAAAUACAUUUUUUAAAAAUACAUAGGUUAGAUGUCCAUUAGUGAGUUGGAAAUGAUUGAAUAACCACUAUUUGGGAACAAUGUCAUUCACUAGCAUAAUGACAACAACAAACUAAAUGCCACCGUCCUGACUUUAUGAUGUCAACAUCUUUACAAUGCCAUGCGAUGUUUUAUGACUGGAACAAUGUUGUGAGAGGUCUACAGCUGUGAAUCACCAGCUCUCCAAAUAUGAGCUUUGAACUGUAACCACUUUUAAAAAUGAAUAUACUGAAAACUAUUCUUUUAAAUCCUGUGUGAUAUGCCAGUUUCUUAUCUAACAAGAUUUCAUGUUCUUUUCAUUUUUUUUACACACCGUCUUCAUGUGUGCCGGCAGCUCCGUCUCUACUGUUCUACUUACCUACUGUACUUAACAGAGUGAAGGACACAAACUCAAGAGUUCUCGCUGUUUGCUUCCCACAUUUGCCACAUACACUGAAUUUACAUAAAGUAAGAACAGAAAACUUCAUUUUUAAAUAUUGCAUUGUUUUCCCCAUUUUACACCAACAAUGGAAACUCUUCAAACACUCCUUCAGUAAUGUGAGGGCUAAAAAAGGUUCAUAGCUGGAUGUUGGUUGUGAAAAGAGGCUGGAAACACUGCUGUAAUAUAGAGCAUCUACUCUAUAUGAAUGUCCCAGUAAAAUACAGCAUAACAAUGCUGUGUACUGUUUUUAAAGAUCAAAUAGGCUUGAAUGGUCUGUACAGAUGUGUAUACUUGCAUAUAGCAAGAUUUCUAGCAAUAUUUAUUGCACUUAAAAUUAGCAAAAUCUUAAGAUAUUAUUUAUCUCCACGCAGAGAAGAACAUUCUUGAGUCGAAGAGAAAAAUCAUGGAAAUGUCAAACUAGCUGUUUUUAAGCAGUGUACUACUGCAGGCAUGUUUAAGGGGACAAUGGCAGUAAUUAAGUAAAUGACAUGAACAUUAGAUCAGUUAAGGAGAGAAAGGAAAUAUUUGGCCCUGUGGUCUGGGACAGUCUAUGAAUUUUACAUCGGCUAGGGCAAAUAACCCAUCUCAGUCUCACAAGUGUGCAUGCAUUCACAAAAUCACUAUGGAAACCGUUAAUCUGAAAGCAGGGAAGCAUCUUUUCUUAACAUCUUGCCCAUUUCACAAGAGGUUGGUUUCAAUAUUGCUGAAUGGACUGACUAGCAGAAGUGAGGGCUGAGUAAUACAUAUGGUUAAAAAAAAAAAGAAA